UUUUCUCUUCUCUCGGUUUUGUCUCAGACGGUCAGGAGUUCCUGGACUCAGAGUCCCCUGGGGAAGGCUGGAGAGCGGUCCUUUCCGCCUCACAACCCAUUGUGGGAGCCUCCAGUGGUGUUCACAGCUCGCACAUGGGAUUGAAAGUCAGAGUCGCCACCUCACACGAGUCGCCCCCGCCGCUCCCGCCCUGCUGUGCCCACAGAGGGCAAUGGCGGCGCCCGUGUGGAGGCGCGGGGCUGCGGUUGGCGUGACCUUGGAGGACAUUGCCCUGUACUUCUCCAGGGAGGAAUGGAGCCUCCUUGAUGAGGGUCAGAGACAGCUGUACCUGAAUGUGAUGCUGGAGAAUUUUGAACUUAUAUCCUCACUGGGUUGCUGCUGUGGAGCAGAGAAUGUGGAAGCAGCGACCGAGAAGAACAUUUCUGUAAGAAUGUCACAGGCAAGGAAUCCCAAGUUAGCCUUGUCUUCCCAGAAGAACCACCCCUGUGAGAAUUGUGGACUAGUCUUGGGAAACAUUUUCCACAUGUUGGAGGGACAGGGAACACAACACGGACAGAUACUGUUGAGGUGUGGGGCAUGUGCAAAUCGGUUUUACUUCAGUGUAAAAUUUCACCAGCAGCAUGUGAGAGAAAAGACUCUCAUUAGAGGUGUGGACAGGAUCUCACUUGCAAACAGCUGCAAUUUCAAUGUGUCCCAGAAUCGUUUCACAUGCGGGGAGGUUGGGCAGGGUGUCCUUACCGAAUCAAGACAUCUCCACCUAAAGGCUCCUCAGACCAGGGACAGUCCAAAUGCUAUUUCAGCGCCAGGGAUGACGUUUCAAAGGAGAAAAAAUUAUUUCAGCAGAAAAGAAUAUAAGAAAGACAUUAAUUGCACCUACACCUUUAUUCAGGAAAAGGGUGUACAUGCUGGAAGUCAGUGUUUUGUGUGCUCUGAAUGUGGGAAAGCUUUUACCAGUAGAAAUGGCCUCCAUUAUCACCUGAGUGUUCAUAGUGGAGAAAGGCCUUAUGAAUGCAAUGAAUGUGGGAAAUCUUUUCCCAGAAGCACUGACCUUCGUCGUCAUCAGAGAGUUCACACUGGAGAAAGGCCUUAUAAAUGCAGUGAGUGUGGGAAAUCUUUUACCACUAGCAGUGACCUUCAUUGUCAUCAGAGAAUUCACACUGGAGAAAAGCCUUAUAAAUGCAGUGAAUGUGGAAAAUCUUUUAGCAGCAGCACUGCCCUUCAUUGUCAUCAGAGAAUUCACACUGGAGAAAAGCCUUAUAAAUGCAGUGAAUGUGAGAAACAUUUUACCUGGAGCAUUACCCUGCGUCGUCAUCAGAGAGUUCAUACAGGAGAAAAGCCUUGUAAAUGAAGUGAAUGUGAGAAAUCUUUUUCAAGGAGCAAUGGUCUCCGAUAUCAUCAGAGAGUUCACAUUGGAGAAAGCCAUUAUAAUUAAUGUGAGUUCUCUCACAGCCA
Molecule: messenger RNA, 1452 nt
Organism: Myotis davidii
Lineage: Eukaryota; Metazoa; Chordata; Mammalia; Chiroptera; Vespertilionidae
Product: zinc finger protein 211-like
Exons: 3
Biological process (GO): regulation of DNA-templated transcription
Source: RefSeq, a predicted model, not a curated record